Molecule: messenger RNA, 2460 nt
Organism: Sporisorium graminicola
Lineage: Eukaryota; Fungi; Basidiomycota; Ustilaginomycetes; Ustilaginales; Ustilaginaceae
Exons: 1
Coding region: 1-2460 (819 amino acids)
Biological process (GO): reciprocal meiotic recombination; meiotic DNA recombinase assembly
Cellular component (GO): Rad51C-XRCC3 complex; replication fork; Rad51B-Rad51C-Rad51D-XRCC2 complex
Molecular function (GO): crossover junction DNA endonuclease activity; four-way junction DNA binding
Source: RefSeq, a predicted model, not a curated record
AUGCAGCCCGCGCAAGCACAAUCGCUGAGUGCCGCGCAGCCAGGCCCCUCAUAUGCACUGCAACCGACCCCAACGUCCUCGUCGUCCCGCAUGGAUGCCUCCCAUCAAACGUCACCAACACCUGAAUCGCGGCACACGAGAUCGCACAAUUCCGGCUUGCGCCUCAGUCACCCACCGCCACCGCCUUCACCUUCCUACCGUCAGCAGAUCACCCCACAAUCAAAACGGGUUCGCUUGAGCAACCACGAUGCGGAUUCUACCGCAAGCGCGACCGCAACAUCGCCUUUGUCUCAAAGCUUGAGCAUCCUUCAUCACUCCUAUACAAGCUCGACCGCCACUGCUCCAGGGUCAUCCUCAUCUCUACCGAUCGUCAAGCCACUUUCGGGCAUCUCGCGUCCUCUACCUUUACCUCCCACGCCGUCACGCUCGCAGCGGCCUUUAUCCCCGACCACUCGUCAUGACCUCUUGAUACCCAUGCCACAACGCAGCAUACAAGACUUUGAACAGCUCUUACCCCCGCGUCCGCCUCCCAAGACUCGAUUUCCACGUUCAAACGGUCCGCAACGUGCAUUGCUGCAGGCCAUUCCUCCUCAGCCUCCAGAACCAGCACCAGCACCGCGUAUGCCUGCAGCACGCGACCACAGUCCCCUUGCGCCCGCCACCGAGAUACUUUCGAGACGGCAGGGCUGGUGCCUUACUGGCUUUCGAUCAUUUGAUCUGGAUCUCGACCGCAUUGCAGAGGUUGUAGAGCGCGAACAGGCUCGAUUGGACCCAAACUCGGGCGAUCAGCAUUGUAAUCAAUCAGCGUUACGCGACGUGUCUCGUGCUGAUACUCCGCAUCUCGGUCUCCCAGACAGAGGCCUUCCUUCUGGAUCCAUCCUCGAAGUAAUCGGUCCGCCGGGCAGCGGCAAGUCUAGCUUGAUCCUCCAAUUCGCCGUCACGGAAAGGCUGCGUUCGUUACGGCGAGCACGAGAAUCGCUUACUGUGCCGCAACAGGCCGUUGGAUUCAGUAAUCAGCCAGGUCAGCAAGACGAAUCCUCGUCGACCGACUCGUGCUUCUUUUCCGAAGACUUCUGGGAUGCCGAAGUGGCUACUGCAGAUCAGGUCUUACUUAUCGACUGCGAAGGAGCACUGUCACCGGAAAGGGUCACCGACGCUGUCUGGUCUACGGUCACUUCACUCUGGACAUCGUUGCGGGACCAGCUGCCGAGACACGACGGCAUAGAUGCAGAGAAGCUGUUAGACCCUUCAGCCCAUCCCGCGUCGCCGCCGCAGCAACGGUCCGCGAUGCCAGAAGAGGUUCGUCGUUUGGUGGCAGCAGUGCUUGCUGGCAUUCACAUCAGCCGCGUCACCAGCCUAGCUAGUCUCAUCGCACUCUUGCAUUCACUCCGACCAACAGACGAAUUGCCAGAAAGCCAGCUCAGGAAGGCGAUACCCACGGCGCUGCCACCAAGAACAUCGCUCGUUGCCAUCGACUCGCUCUCCUACUUUGUCCGGACAACAGGCGGAAGCAGCCAAGAGCGCAAGGUGGCCGCACAGGUGAUGGAACGCAUCCGCGACAUGCUGCUGCGCCUUCAGAAACCGUUCGAGGACAGACCACCGUCCGAGCCGACGGUAGAGAGCCACGAAGCGCUGAGACGCAGAUGCGUAGAUGCCGCGUCAAAGUUGUGUGCUCCAACGAUUGUAUUCUCGAAUCAGCUGGGCGUCCGGCGCGGUCGCAACGAGUCGGAUGCAUCCGGCAGGGCCAGUCCGUCGGUUCGACCCUUUUUGGGUGCAGGGCCUGGUGGUCGAGGUCCCCACGCGGCAAGUUCACGCUCCGAGGGCUCGUCGAUGCUAGCACCGCUAUUGAAUGGUUCAAGGCCGUCACAGCCAGCGAGGCGUCGCGAUGAGCGGCCGGCGCCCAGUGUUGCGCUGGGUGGACCAGAGAUUUGGGACGACGAGGAUCCCCCAGCAUCCUCGCCGCGUCCACAAUGGCAACAGCAGCAACUGCUCGGAGCCCGCAACACGACCUCGCAGCCCAUGGGACACGACCGGGGGUGGCCGCCAAGUUUUCUGGGGCAGGAUGUGUGGCGGAUGUUGCUUUUUCGUCACGGCGCAUUUGGGCAUCGCUACGCACAGAUGGUAUCGGUACCACCAGCGGUGCAGAGCGAGCUGAGUGUGCUAUGGGCGCAAACGAGGGAGCGAAUCGAAGAGCGAGCUCGCAGCCGGCCCACCACUGCGAAUGGCCCCUCUGAACAGCAGACACAGGACGAAGUAGGAAAUGCAGGGGGUGCAGGGGACGUACCAAUGGAGCAGGCGACAGAGGUACAGCAGGUUGAUCAAGAGCAGACCUCAGCUGCAACUGCCCAAGAGUUUGGCGCAGAGCAGGAUCAGCAGAUGCUCGAAAUGCUCCGUCAGCUUCGGGCAAGCUUGUUCCGCUGGCGUCCCUUCCAUGUCACAUCGUCCGGCCUUAUCUCUUGA